Messenger RNA from Lacerta agilis (Sand lizard), 845 nucleotides. RefSeq names its product immunoglobulin lambda-1 light chain-like. The record is from RefSeq and is a predicted model, not a curated record. Lineage: Eukaryota; Metazoa; Chordata; Lepidosauria; Squamata; Lacertidae. Gene Ontology annotation, biological process: immune response; immunoglobulin production.
AUGGCCUGGUUUCCCUUCCUGCUGGCGCUCACUUAUUGUUCAGGUUCUGUUGCCGAAUAUGUACUUACACAACCGCCAUCUGCCUCUGUGUCUUUGGGGCAAACUGUGGAACUCACUUGCUCAGGGGAUAAGCUGGAUACAAACUAUGUGCACUGGUACCAGCAGAAACCCAACCAUGCCCCUGUACUGAUAAUGUAUGAAGACAGUAACAGAGCCACUGGGAUCUCGGACCGAUUCUCUGGCACCAGCUCUGGCAAAACAGCCACACUGAGCAUUGCCAGAGCCCAAGAAGACGAUGAGGCUGAUUAUUACUGCCAGCAGUGGGACAGCAACACGUAUAUCUUCGGCGGUGGAACCCAACUGUCAGUCCUAGGGCAGCCAACAGUACCUCCAACAGUGAACGUCUUCCCACCAUCCCAAGCAGAACUGAGGAGCUCAGAAAGCCACUUGGUGUGUCUCAUUGAUGGCUUUUAACCGGGUUCCGCCCAAGUUACCUGGCUGGCUGAUGGCACCCCAUCCUCCUCUGAGUGCAGAACAACCAAGCCCCAAGCUGAAUGCAAGUACGCGGCCAGCAGCUACCUCAGCAUGGAAAAGUCUGCCUGGGAGAGGUGUGAGUUCAGCUGCAAAGUGGAGCAUGAAGGGAAGACCUUUGAGAAGCAAGUGAGGAGAUCGGAGUGUGCCUAGAGGCUGGAUGGGUCUGCUGAGUUCCUCAUGCCUCCAGCAGCUGAGAAGAAAGAGGCCUUUCAUGUUCAAGGGGGCCGAGUUUAUUCUCUGAUUUCCUCUAAUGCUACAUUGAUCCUCAAGUUUGGUUUCCUUCCUAUGUCGUUCCACUCCCCACACCUCCU